CUCCGCAACGGGCCAAUUAGGGCGGUGCGGAGAUGGUGACCAAUCAGCAGACGCCGCUGCCGGCUUUAUAAACUUCACAUAGGCAUUUGGAGGCUAUACUCCGACUGUGAAAGAAGGAAGCUAGCUAGCGCCAUGGCCAGAACCAAGCAAACCGCUCGCAAAUCCACCGGUGGCAAAGCACCCAGGAAGCAGCUCGCCACCAAGGCUGCGCGCAAGAGCGCCCCGGCCACCGGCGGCGUGAAGAAGCCUCACCGUUACAGGCCCGGCACCGUGGCUCUUAGAGAGAUCCGUCGUUACCAGAAGUCCACUGAGCUGCUGAUCCGCAAACUGCCUUUCCAGCGCCUGGUGCGAGAAAUUGCCCAGGACUUUAAGACCGACCUGCGCUUCCAGAGUUCCGCAGUGAUGGCCCUGCAGGAGGCAAGCGAGGCUUACCUGGUCGGCCUGUUCGAGGACACCAACCUGUGCGCCAUCCACGCCAAGAGGGUGACCAUCAUGCCCAAGGACAUCCAGCUGGCCCGUCGUAUUCGUGGAGAGCGCGCAUAAACGAUGACCUGAUCUCCAAAAUCCCCCAAAGGCUCUUUUAAGAGCCAC
Molecule: messenger RNA, 591 nt
Organism: Oncorhynchus keta (chum salmon)
Lineage: Eukaryota; Metazoa; Chordata; Actinopteri; Salmoniformes; Salmonidae
Product: histone H3
Exons: 1
Coding region: 133-543 (136 amino acids)
Cellular component (GO): nucleosome
Molecular function (GO): structural constituent of chromatin; DNA binding; protein heterodimerization activity
Source: RefSeq, a predicted model, not a curated record